Molecule: messenger RNA, 2541 nt
Organism: Penicillium cataractarum
Lineage: Eukaryota; Fungi; Ascomycota; Eurotiomycetes; Eurotiales; Aspergillaceae
Product: putative alpha-glucosidase
Exons: 2
Coding region: 1-2541 (846 amino acids)
Biological process (GO): carbohydrate metabolic process
Molecular function (GO): hydrolase activity, hydrolyzing O-glycosyl compounds; carbohydrate binding
Source: RefSeq, a predicted model, not a curated record
AUGCCUCAAAGAGAGUUCUGCCCUAAGGGGUACCAACAAGUCGCCUCGAGCGCACAGAACGAUGCUGCCGUGCAUCUGCGCAGCUCCUCCGGCAAGACUGCCUUUGACUUCUCUUUCGAGGCCGUUCGCCAGAAUCUCUUCCGGGUGACCUUCUCUUCUGCAGAGCGUCCAAUUCCUCCCUACCCCAACGUCACCAAGCCCGAGACCGAUCUCAAGGGACUGAAUGUCUUUGCGAAGGAGGAAGGCUCUUCCAAGACCAUCGACGUGGCCGGCGUCACCGCAAAGGUGGAAUGGGAACAAACACCGGUCGUUUCUCUCUCCUGGACAGGCUCCGACAAGCCUCUGCACCGCGAUCUGCCUCUGCGAUCAUACGUCGCCGAUGGCCCCGGUGUUGCCUACUACUCGGUGCACGACCGCAAUGCUCUCCACGUUGGCCUAGGCGAAAAGGCUGCGCCGAUGGACCUCACUGGCCGCAACUUCCAGCUUACCGCUACCGACUGCUUCGGUUACGAUGUCUACAAGACCGACCCUCUCUACAAGCACAUCCCUCUCCUGAUCAAGGCCACACCGGAAGGCUGUGUCGCUUUGUUCUCUACUACCCACGGUCGAGGCUCAUGGUCUGUUGGUUCCGAGAUUGAUGGUCUUUGGGGUCAUUUCAAGAUCUACCGUCAGGACUAUGGCGGUCUGGAGCAGUACAUGAUCGUUGGAAAGACCAUCAAGGACGUUGUUCGCUCAUACGCCGAACUGGUCGGUUUCCCACUGCUGGUUCCCCGUUGGGCCUACGGAUACAUCUCCGGUGGUUACAAGUACACCAUGCUGGAUGACGCUCACAAGGCUCUUAUCGAGUUUGCCGAGAAGCUCCAAGAGCAUGGCAUUCCUUGCUCUGCUCACCAGAUGUCGUCUGGUUACUCUAUUGCUGCCGUGGAACCCAAGGUUCGCAAUGUUUUCACCUGGAACAACGAGCGUUUCCCAGACCCCCAGGAUUGGAUUUCCAAAAUGCACGAGCACGGUAUUCGUCUCAUCACCAACAUCAAGCCAUUCCUGUUGGCUUCUCACCCUGACUUCCAGCGUCUUAUCGACGGCCGUGGAUUCUUCACGGAUCCCGAGACCGACAAGCCCGGGUACAUGCGCCUGUGGAGCGCCGGUGGUGCCACUGGUGGUGAUGGCUGCCACAUUGAUUUCACAUCCGAGGUUGCUUUCAAGUGGUGGCACGACGGUGUCCAGAGCCUGAAGAAGGUUGGCAUCGACGGCAUGUGGAAUGACAACAACGAGUACACUCUGCCUAGCGAUGACUGGACUUUGGCUCUCGACGAUGCGAUGGUCAACAAGGACGCGAAGAAGGCUGCUGAAAACAGCGUCGGUCAAUGGGGCCGUGCCCUUCACACAGAGCUUAUGGGCAAGGCUUCGCAUGAUGGUCUGCUGGGCAUGGAGCCCAACGUCCGGCCGUUCGUCCUUACUCGUAGCGCUACCCCCGGCACCAUGCGCUACUGUGCCAGUACUUGGAGUGGUGAUAAUGUCACCAGCUGGGAGAACAUGAAGGGUGCAAAUGCUUUGUCCCUGAACGCCGGCAUUUCCCUCCUACAGUGCGAAGGACACGAUAUCGGCGGCUUCGAAGGCCCCCAACCCUCCCCCGAACUCCUCCUCCGCUGGAUCCAACUAGGCUGCAUGUCCACCCGUUUCGCAAUCAACUGCUUCAAGACCUCCCCCGACAAUAACGCCGUCGGCGAAGUCAUCGAGCCCUUCAUGUACCCCGAGAUCACACACCUUGUCCGCGACGCCAUCAAGCGCCGCUACGAGAUCCUGCCUUACAUCUACUCCCUCGGACUCGAGAGCCACAAGGACGCAUCACCCGUGCAGCGCUGGGUGGGCUGGGGCUACGAGUCCGACCCGGAAGUCUGGAACAACAAGACCCUGAAGGAAGGCGAAGAGCAGUUCUGGCUGGGUGAUUCCAUCCUCGUCGGCGGCGUUUACCGUGCGGGCGUCACCAGUGCAAAGGUCUAUCUUCCCCGUAAGGGUGGCGACGUCUUUGACUACGGCUUCGUCAACAUGAACGCUCCUUACAACUACCUUGCCGCCGGCCAGUGGGUGGACAUCGAGUCGCAGUGGUGCGAGAGCAUCCCCCUUCUCGCCAAGGUCGGCGGUGCCAUCCCCGUCGGCAAGGACGUGCAUACCCGUGUUCUCGACGACGAGACUGCAGCCUCGCAGGGCGUCAAGGAGAUCGACGACUACCGUGGUGUGGAAAUCUUCCCGCCGCAGGGUAGCUCGCACGGCGCCGUGUUCAGCAACACCUGGUACGAGGAUGAUGGUAUCUCGCAGCAACCCAAGACUGCGGUGUACACGCUCAGCUACAGCUCGACCGCGGAGACGGUCUUGGUGCACUUUGAGCGGGACGAGACCGCUGGCUUUGUGCCUGCGUGGAAGGAGUUGGAUAUCAUCCUGCACAAUGGCGAUACUCGCCGUGUUGUCACUAGCUCGGGCCAGGAGAUUGUUCACAAGGAGACUGAUUCUCGGGGCCGGGCUGUCUACACUGUUAAGGCUUGA